This is a messenger RNA of Sparassis crispa, 1965 nucleotides long. RefSeq lists its product as hypothetical. The transcript has 13 exons. The record is from RefSeq and is a predicted model, not a curated record. The coding region runs from base 1 to 1965 and encodes 654 amino acids. NCBI's taxonomy places the organism in Eukaryota, Fungi, Basidiomycota, Agaricomycetes, Polyporales, Sparassidaceae.
AUGUUUGCUAGCCUCGCUGACAAAAUGAAUCCUUGGAACAAGCUGAAGUCUUACUGCUGUGCCGUGGUCUAUAUCAUGACGAGGAAGAAAAGAACGCCCAAUGUUAAGCAAUUCACCAUCUUAGAAGAAACCACUGAUGGCACCAACUACAACCACUACAUCGUUCCACGGACUCGCAACAUCGUGCGGCAUAUGGAAUACGUAUCUGUAGGCAACAAAGUAUCUGCACGGACGUCCUUCUAUACUGCUUCCACCACCGAUGCGGGCGAUAAAGAUGCGCCAUCGUUUGAUCUGUCUGAACUCUGCAGGCCAACUUCUGAUAUCCCUGAUAAUGAUGAAGACGUAGAUCUCUUCGACCUGGACCCCCGGUAUUUAGAGGAUGUAGAGAAACUGUGUGGACAUAAGCCUCGCCGCCGCAGUGCAGGGGAUCAUCCGCUCCAGGAAUGGGUUCCUGAAAUUGACAACUAUCUCGCCGAGAUGCUGCGGCUGGAGGGGCGUUAUGGUUUCGACACCGGGUGCUGCCAGUUCUGCAAGGAGGGCCCGGCAAUGGUGCACUCCUUUCCAUCGCGUGCAGGUCAGUCGGGUUUUAUUACUCUUAUUCGAAGACUGCGCAUCCAGUUGGGUCACCCAGUUGGGCAUAUGUGUCGUCUUCCUGUGCGAGCUACAGGUGAUGACUUCAUAGUCUUGUGUGUGAACGGUAUCCACGAAGUUGGACUGGAUUUUUCCACAUCAACGAACCCCAAGACAGCUGCUACUUUCCAGCUUUGCCGAUAUACACACCUCCUGAUGACUCAAUCCAAGACCUCUGGCUAUGAAUUCUACCAGAGCCUUGCCCGGCUAACCGAUAACACCGGUGUGCAGACGCCUAAGGAUCGACGAGGACAUGAUCCUGACGGUGUCAAGGCGACGACACCUGGGUCAUGCGCAGUUCUUUGCCCAGCCUGUCUGCACCCUGGAAAAAAUUUGCCGCCAGAUUGGGAGGAUGCCCCAGAUGAUCAAAAGUGGUUAUAUCGCCUGUUUGUUGGACUCAAUGCGAACUUCCGCCUCAAGCGCAAGAAGGAAAGUGCAUACAAGGAAUACCUCGGCAUGUACGAUUCCCUCAUGACAGAAGAACAGAGUACUUGCAACAGUCAUGAUGCUGUCAAGCUGGCGAACAUGAGGGGCUCCAUCGCAGGAACAGCUGCCAGCAGAGUUGGUGCUGCGACGUGUACGCGGCACGAUAUGAGGCUACCAUGCAGUGUUGGUGACCUCCAAAAGGGAGAACGGUAUGUCAACAUGGAUUACAUUUUCUUCUCGGCCCUGGCGAACAGUGCCCCCAAGAACGUCGUUGUCUCCUACGAUAUUGCUUGUCAGUGGCAUAGAAACCUGUGGAAAUGGUACCACAUUUACGAAGACUGUCCAUUCAAGAAGGACGAUCAAGAUUUUGUCUUCCUGAUCCCAAAAUUCCACAUCAAUGCUCAUCAAGAUUCGUGCCAGACGAGCUUUUCCUUCCAUAAUACUCCGCACGUUGGCGAGACGGAUGACGAGGGUGUCGAGCGGCCCUGGUCGGACUCAAACUUAUAUUCCUUGAGCACGAAGGAGAUGGGCCCUGGUUCGCGGCACAACUUUCUUGACGACACAUUUGCAGACUACAAUUGGCGGAAAAUAUGUGGCAUGCCUGCACUGCCGGAGCGCAAUGAACAAGUCUUCACCUUUGCAGAACUGAACAGUGCGAUCACGCCAAAGGAUCGUGGUGAAUGGACAACUACCAUCGAAGCUUGGGAGAAGAACCCAUCUCAAACCAAUCCGUUUGUCGUUACGUGUCCCGCUGUGACUCAAGCAGCUGUACGGCUGCAGUUGGCCAACGAAGAGGCUGCAGAGUUGGAGAAUGGCGAGUGCAGUGGGAUAGUGUAUGAGCUCCCCUCUCUGAGCAUGAUGAUCAUGGUCGGAAUGGAGCUCCAGGAGCAACAAUAUCGCCUUCGAUGA